AUGAAUGGCUAUUAUCCCGAUUGGUCUGGAGGAUACUUAGCUCCCGAGUCGAUCGAUUGGAGUAAAUUUGACGUGGUCGAUUUCGCUUUUGCUCUUCCCACUAGUUCUUUCGGACUCGAGUUCACUCAAGACGAUUCAUCCGAUCUUCUUAGCAGACUUGUCACCGGUGCACACGCCAACGGCAAGAGAGUGAAACUUUCCAUAGGAGGGUGGACCGGUUCCACCUAUUUCUCAACAAUCUGCGCUUCGGCGUCUAACCGUAGAACCUUCCUCUCCCACAUUUUGGCGGCGUACAAUGCGUACAACUUGGACGGAAUCGAUAUUGAUUGGGAAUACCCGGGUACCUACGGUGCCAACGGUAACGCAGUCAGUAGCAGUGAUUCGGCAAAUUUUUUGACUUUCCUCACCGAGAUGAGGGCCGCUCUUCCGGAGGGCGCUCUGAUCUCACUAGCGACGCAAGUUUGGCCAUUUGCCGGAAGCAAUGGUAGUCCUAUGUCAGAUGUGAGCGGGUUUGCAGAUGUUAUCGAUUGGAUAUUGGUCAUGAACUAUGAUAUUUGGGGAUCAUCCAGUACCCCGGGCGCCAAUGCACCCCUUUCCGACGCAUGUGGAAACUCUUCUCAACCUCUUGCCAACGCCUACGCCGCUGUAUCAUCCUGGACCCAAGCCGGUAUGCCAGCCAACAAGAUAACCCUAGGAGUUCCAGCCUACGGAUAUCUACAAAAGUCAGAAGCGACCGGACUAAAAGAUCGACGAAGUCAAAUGGGUUUCGGGCGACCGGACAAGAAAGCUUCUCAUGUGACUAUCUAUAACGACAACGGAGGUUCGACGGACGGGCAGGUCAUGUUCGAAUCUUUGAUUUCUCAAGGAGCGUUAGCGCUCGAUUCUGGGGAAUAUGUUGGUAGUGGAGGUUUUACGAGAUACUGGGAUUCAUGUUCAAGUACGCCUUGGCUCAAGUCAACAAAAUCGGGUCAAAUCAUGACGUAUGAUGAUCCUCAAAGUAUGUCUCUCAAAGGUCAAUUUGCAACUCAAGCAGGAUUGAGGGGAUGUAACGUCUUCUCCAUGGACGGGGAUUGGACGGGAAACGGAUGGCCACUCACGGACGCCGUGCGCUCGGGUUUGGGGAAGUAA
Molecule: messenger RNA, 1128 nt
Organism: Tremella mesenterica DSM 1558
Lineage: Eukaryota; Fungi; Basidiomycota; Tremellomycetes; Tremellales; Tremellaceae
Exons: 3
Coding region: 1-1128 (375 amino acids)
Biological process (GO): carbohydrate metabolic process; chitin catabolic process
Cellular component (GO): extracellular region
Molecular function (GO): chitin binding; chitinase activity
Source: RefSeq, a predicted model, not a curated record